This is a messenger RNA of Racocetra persica, 120 nucleotides long. The record is from the annotation of a GenBank genome assembly. NCBI's taxonomy places the organism in Eukaryota, Fungi, Glomeromycota, Glomeromycetes, Diversisporales, Gigasporaceae.
AUGGAUGAUGCUAAUUUAGAAAAUGCAGAUAUGGAAGAAGUCUUUGCAAGUGAAGCUACCAAAACCAAGAAUAUUACGAAUAAUUUUAAAGCUGGUGUAGAUGGUGUUGGUUUGGAUAAA